CUCCCUUCCUGUUUCUUGGCCCUGGUGAAGGUCCUGCUUUUCCUUAUCUCAGGCCUUUAGGACUCCCUUUGGGAUGUGGGAUGGGUCAGCAUUAGGGGCCCAGGCUGGGUAUGGGGGAAGGGAGUUAUUAUGUGUCUAGAACAACAUUUCCUCAGCAACUCAGAGAUAAAAAUACCCAGGUCCAGAGCAUGUGACAGGCACUGCUGGAACCGGUAUUAUCCCUGGGGUGGUAGUGCUCUCCUGCUGCCAGGCCUGUUCUAUGGACAGCCAUAGCCUAGGCCCUUGUCAGGGAUAGGAUUCCCCUUGAGAUUGGCAUUCUGCCCAGAGCAGGGGGGUGGCCUGUUUACAGCUCUUUUCAGGCUAGGAGCAGACUGACCAGAGAGAACAUACUGUCUCUUUGACCUGACCUUAGGCUCCAGGGGAGCAGCAGUGGGGAGGGAGCUAAGUUUCCCCUUGAGAGACCAAUCCAGGGAGUCUGAAUUGUGAUACUGAGUCUGUGAGGGGCUUCUUUCCUGCUUGGAUUAGAUGUGGGCCAGGGAUCAGGCAGAGAAUGCUCUUGAACAAAGCCAGGGUAAAAGGGGAAUGGGGACAUUUGUGGCCAGGAGAAUGUCGAGCACCUGUCACCCUAAGUGUAGGGCUUCCGGGUUGUGUGUCCCCUCCUCUUGCUUAGGGCUAGGACUGGCCAGCACUGUGACAUUGCUGCAUUUGGGGAAAAUGGCCUUCCGUUUUCCCUAGUCUGGCCUAUUCUGAGGUGACAAAACUUAUGGUGGGCCUGUGUGCCCUGGGUUCCUACCCAGCCUGGCCAGUAAGUCCCUGGCCUUGAGAACUGGCCACUGCCUUCCUGAAGAAUGGGAAAAGUCCUUCCACUUCCAGCAAAGAAUUUAGAUUCCCAGAGAAUCUGGGGAGGAGUGUAUGCUCAGACCUGAGUGGGCUGGAUGAGCAAGCUGCGACAGGAGGGAGGAGAGUGGCACCCCUUCCCCCAGGGCUCUCACUGCGCCACCCCAGCUGACUGACUGGGCUGGGUGGGGCUGCCCGCCCCUGGGCGCAUCUCCUCAAGGAGACGGAGGCGGCCCAGGGAUGGGCUGGUUCUUUGCGGCAGCUUCUCCAGCUGCCCUGAUGCAGCGAUUGGUUCCCGUCUGCAGCUAGGUAACAGGCGGUGGGAGGGGAUUGGCUCCUUCCACAUCUCCAGCGGAGACUUGGGGGAGGAGAUUGGCUCUCUGCGCAGCCUAGGUAACGACAGUGGGAGGGGAUUGGCUCUUUCCGCAGCCCAGCUGCUGACCUGGGGGAGGGGAUUGGCUCUCUGCAGCCUCAGCAGUGACCUGCGGGGUGGGAGGGGGAGGGGAUUGGCUCCUUGCUGCAGCCUAGGUAACAAGUUUGGGGGACGUGGGGAGGGGGAGAGGGAGGAGCGGGAGGAUAGGCCCAGGAGGGAGCUUGCUUUCCUCUGCAGCUUGAGCACGGAGCAUGGGGUGGGAGUCCCAUCUCACUGCAGCCUCUGCGGUGAGCUCAGGGUGGGGGCAGCUGGGCGCCUGAGUGGAACUGGGGUUCUGAGGUGGGAGGGGGCUGCUUAAGGAUGGAGGAAGGGGGCUGGGCUGGGCCGCCCAGGCAGCAUCACGGGCGGGGCACCCUCCUCAGGCCCCUCGGAGCUAGCAAGGGGCCACCCUUCCAGCCUGGUGUGCUCCCUGAAAGCCAAGAGCUCCUUGCAGCCCCCUGUCCGGCUUCCCGGCACCGGCUGCCCUGGGGCUCAUCUCGCAGACCAUGACCCGCCUGGACCGCAGCUCUCACAGUGGUGGGGGCCAUGCCAAAGGCAGCCGGCCCCUUAACUCUUUGCUGGCUGGUCACGGGGUGGCCCAGCCUCCCUCUGCUCCUGGGUCCAGGGCUUCUGUUCAGGACAUAGAUCUGAUUGACAUCCUUUGGCGACAGGAUAUUGAUUUGGGGGCUGGGCGUGAGGUUUUUGACUAUAGUCAUCGCCAGAAGGAGCAGGAUGUGGAGAAGGAGCUGCGAGAUGGAGGCGAACAGGACACUUGGGCAGGCGAGGGCGCGGAAGCUCUGGCACGGAACCUGCUAGUGGAUGGAGAGACUGGGGAGAGCUUCCCUGUACAGUUUCCAGCAGACAUUUCCAGCAUAACAGAAGCAGUGCCUAGUGAGAGUGAGCCCCCAGAUCUUCAAAACAACCUCUUGUCUCCUCUCCUGACUGGGACAGAGUCACCAUUUGAUUUGGAACAGCAGUGGCAAGAUCUCAUGUCCAUCAUGGAAAUGCAGGCCAUGGAAGUGAACACAUCAGCAAGUGAAAUCCUGUACAAUACCCCUUCUGGAGAUCCACUGAGCACCAACUACAGCCUUGCCCCCAGCACUCCCAUCAAUCAGAAUGUCAGCCUGCAUCAGGCAUCCCUGGGGGGCUGCAGCCAGGACUUCUUACUCUUCAGCCCCGAGGUGGAAAGCCUGCCUGUGGCCAGUAGCUCCACGCUGCUCCCAUUGGUCCCCAGCAAUUCCACCAGCCUCAACUCCACCUUCGGCUCCACCAACCUAACAGGGCUCUUCUUUCCACCCCAGCUCAAUGGCACAGCCAAUGACACAGCAGGCCCAGAGCUUCCUGACCCACUGGGGGGUCUGUUAGAUGAAGCCAUGUUGGAUGAGAUUAGCUUAAUGGACCUGGCCAUUGAAGAAGGCUUUAACCCUGUGCAGGCCUCCCAGCUGGAGGAGGAAUUUGACUCUGACUCAGGCCUCUCCUUAGACUCCAGCCAUAGCCCUUCUUCCCUAAGCAGCUCUGAAGGCAGUUCUUCCUCCUCUUCCUCCUCUUCUUCUUCCUCCUCCUCCUCUUCUUCCUCUGCAUCUUCCUCUUUUUCUGAGGAAGGUGCAGUUGGCUACAGCUCUGACUCUGAGACCCUGGAUCUGGAAGAGGCCGAGGGUGCUGUGGGCUACCAGCCUGAGUAUUCCAAGUUCUGCCGCAUGAGCUAUCAGGAUCCGGCUCAGCUCUCCUGCCUGCCCUACCUAGAGCAUGUGGGCCACAACCACACAUACAACAUGGCACCCAGUGCCCUGGACUCAGCCGACCUGCCACCACCCAGUGCCCUCAAGAAAGGCAGCAAGGAGAAGCAGGCUGACUUCCUGGACAAGCAAAUGAGCCGGGAUGAGCACCGAGCCCGAGCCAUGAAGAUUCCUUUCACCAAUGACAAGAUCAUCAACCUGCCUGUGGAGGAGUUCAAUGAGCUACUGUCCAAAUACCAGCUGAGCGAAGCCCAGCUGAGCCUCAUCCGAGACAUCCGGCGCCGGGGCAAGAACAAGAUGGCGGCGCAGAACUGCCGCAAGCGCAAGCUGGACACCAUCUUGAAUCUGGAGCGUGAUGUGGAGGACCUGCAGCGCGACAAAGCCCGGCUGCUGCGGGAGAAAGUGGAGUUCCUGCGCUCCCUGCGGCAAAUGAAGCAGAAGGUCCAGAGCCUGUACCAGGAGGUGUUUGGGCGGCUGCGGGAUGAGAAUGGGCGACCCUACUCACCUAGUCAGUACGCGCUCCAGUACGCUGGGGACGGCAGUGUCCUCCUCAUCCCCCGCACGAUGGCCGACCAGCAGGCCCGGCGGCAGGAGAGGAAGCCAAAGGACCGGAGAAAGUGAGCCUGGGGAGGAAGGGGGUUUGAUGCCCACCAAGACCGAAACUGGAGAAGGGCUGGGCCUGGACCUGGACCUGGACCUACAGCUACAGCGGGAACUUUAAUGCCUUCUUAUCCAAUAUAUCUUCUCAGAUGGGAUGACUGCGGGUCAGUGUACAGGAAGAGGCAGGUACAGGCACUGGCUGGCUCAGCUCUACUUGGGUGGAGUGGAAGUAGCUAGACCAUUUGGACGGACAGGGUCCUCACCCUACCACUUUCCUGUGAGGCAAGGGUGGUGGUGGAGUUGCUGGAGGUAGAGGAGCUGUGUGGAGCAAAGGCCGACAAAGGGGAAGGAAUGGACCUGUGAGAGGAAGGGAAGGUGGCAGAAAGUUUCAUUCCAGGAAAGAGGCAAAGAGAAGGAAACCCCAAAAAUCAAAGUGGGAAAAAAUCAAAGGGAAGAUUAAGGUUGGCUCUGGCCAGGAUUCCAGGCAGCAGGUUUGAGUGACUCUGGUGGGCCUAGGUCACUGGUGAUAAACCCCAUUUCACCCCAGUGGGGGUUACACAGACACAGGGUGGGGGUGGGGAGGGGCGAUGUUAACUCUUUCUGCUCCUUGCACUUUGUCAUCCCUGAAGGGGAGCUCUUGGGUAUCAUCAGCUGGAAUGUUUCAAUCGAAUGGAGCCACUGGGCCCCAACACUGGCUUGGAGAUUUAGGGUCAAAGAGUGAACAGGAAAAGGUCAUGUGGCCCCAUGUUGCAGCAGCCCCAAUGUCACGCAUGUCAUUCACUGCCUUGCCACUCCAUCUGCCUCCAUGCUCUAGCCACCCCUGAGCUGAGGCUCCCACUGUCUCCAUCAGAGCCUGCAUGUGAAUGCCAUCCUCCUUGGGUCUGGUGUUUGUGUUCCCCACCCCUCACCAGCCGCCUGAGCUCUUCUGUAGCUGGAGUAGGGUGCUGGCAGUGCUCUGGGAACUGUGCCUGCAGCCUUCCUCUUCAGGGACUGCUAUGAGGCAGGGGAAUGAUGGAGGGAGGAUUUAGCACAACACUGGGGAAUGACCCUUCCCUAGGGCCUCUGCCUACCAAAAAUUGGGCUUGUCACUGGGGAAACACAAAAAAUUACACAACCCAGCAACAACAAAAAACCUAGUCUUAGAAUUUCUUGGCGCUUUGAUUUUUUUAGGGCUUGUGCCCUGUUUGACUUAUAGGGUCUAGAAUGCUUGUGUUGAGUAAAAAGGAGAUGCCCCAAUAUUCAAAGCUGCUAAAUGUUCUCUUUGCCAUAAAGACUCCGUGUAACUGUGUGAACACUUGGGAUCUUUCUCCUCUGUCCCGAGGUCGUCAUAUUUCUUUUUUGGGUUUCUUUCUAGAAGAUUGAGAAGUGCAUGUGACAGGCUGAGAGUACUCCCCACCACAAACACACAAGCUCUCAGCCACAGACAGCUUCUCCGCAGCCCCAGCUUAGCACAGGCUCCUGGAGGGCUGCCUGGGGGAGGCAGACAUGGGAAUGCCAAGGCGGCCAGAUGAUUCCAGGACCACAAUGUCUUUAUUUUAACUGUUUGCCACUGCUUCCCCCACCCCUGCCUGGCUCUGGAGUACUACUGUGUACCCCAGACAAGCAGGAGUGAAAUGGGGGUAAGGGGAGGAGAGCACUGAUUCCCAGUUAGGGGGUUCAUAACUGAGCAGUAGGGAUAGAAGGUGUGAACCUAGGAGUGCUAUAAAUUAUUUUCCUUGUAGAUUUUAUUUUUAAUUUAUCUCUUGUGACCUGCCAGGGAGAGGGGAGAGAGAAAGAGAUGCUGUUGAGCACAUGACAAAAUAAAAUAAAAUAAAAAUGGAUGAUUCA
This is a messenger RNA of Callithrix jacchus (white-tufted-ear marmoset), 5412 nucleotides long. It is a transcript of the gene NFE2L1, whose product is annotated as NFE2 like bZIP transcription factor 1. Gene Ontology annotation, biological process: regulation of transcription by RNA polymerase II. Gene Ontology annotation, molecular function: DNA-binding transcription factor activity, RNA polymerase II-specific; RNA polymerase II cis-regulatory region sequence-specific DNA binding. The record is from RefSeq and is a predicted model, not a curated record. Gene Ontology annotation, cellular component: nucleus. NCBI's taxonomy places the organism in Eukaryota, Metazoa, Chordata, Mammalia, Primates, Cebidae.